Aspergillus luchuensis is the source of this 5391-nucleotide messenger RNA. Its product is annotated as DNA-directed RNA polymerase I core subunit RPA190. Lineage: Eukaryota; Fungi; Ascomycota; Eurotiomycetes; Eurotiales; Aspergillaceae. Gene Ontology annotation, cellular component: RNA polymerase I complex. Bases 1 to 5391 code for a protein of 1796 amino acids. The transcript has 4 exons. Gene Ontology annotation, molecular function: DNA-directed RNA polymerase activity; DNA binding. Gene Ontology annotation, biological process: DNA-templated transcription. The record is from RefSeq and is a predicted model, not a curated record.
AUGAAUGCUCCACUCACCCACGGAGAUCAGCAGAGCGACCGACAGGCUAGCGAUGGGAUCGAAGUGAGAGAGUCGAAGAAAGGCAGCUUUAUAAGCAAGAUCUGGGGCCGGUCGCGAAAAGACGUCAACAAUCGAGACAAGGAAAGGAUCUCAAAUCACGGGGCGCUGCAAGUGCCAACGUGGGUCCGCCGGCGGUGUCGCACGGCAGAAAAAAAGUUGGGUGAAACUUUUCGCAUCGUCGAUACCGACGAACCCGCCUUUUCUGCUUCCCAGGCCUUUAACCCCCCACGAGUCCCAGAAUUUGCACCGCCAGCGUCGUUUGUCGCUCAAGCGGCUGCCAGGGGAAUCAUGACUACUUUCGCUCGGCCUGUGGCCUCCUCCAUUGCGGGGAUUGAGUUUGGUGUCUACAAUGAUCAAGACAUCAAGGCCAUCUCGGUCAAGCGAAUCCAUAAUACUCCGACAUUGGAUUCUUUCAACAACCCCGUUCCCGGUGGUCUCUAUGACCCGGCUAUGGGUGCAUGGGGUGACCAUGUUUGCACGACAUGCCGCCAAACCUCAUGGUCUUGUACUGGCCAUCCCGGACACAUCGAACUCCCAGUUCAUGUGUACAAUGUCACGCACUUCGACCAGCUGUAUCGCUUGCUCAAGGGCCAGUGUGUCUACUGCCACCGUUUCCAGAUGAGCCGAACCAACAUCAAUUCCUACAGCUGCAAAUUGCGCCUGCUGCACUAUGGCUUGGUUGAUGAGGUAGCUGUUAUCGAUACGAUUGGCGGCAAGGGGUCCGACAAGAAGAAGGCGAACAAGGAUGGUGAAGGGUCUAGCAGCGAGGAAGAGGACGACGAUGACAUUAUCGCCCGCAGAAAUGCAUUUGUCAAGAAAUCUAUCCGCCAAGCGCAAGCAGAUGGAAGACUACGGGGUCUCAUGUCUGGCUCGAAGAACCCGCUCGCUGCGGAGCAGAGACGAGCACUUGUUAGAGAAUUCUUCAAAGACAUUGGUGCUGUGAAGAAGUGCGCCAGCUGCAGCGGACUCUCCCCGUCGUACCGUAAAGACCGGUCCUCGAAAAUCUUCCGAAAGGCUUUGCCCGAGAAGUCUAGACUUACCAUGACGCAAGCUGGAUUCCAAAUACCAAACUCCUUGGUCCUCCUCCAGCAGGCCAAGAAGCUUACCUCCAAGGAGAAGGCGGCGCUUGCUAACGGAGUUUCUGACAAUGUUAGCACCACUUCCGAAACACAUGGUGCAGAGGAAGAGGUUGCGCGUGGAAAUGCAAUUGUGGCCCAGGCUGAGAGCAGGAAACAGGCCGUUGGGGAGACCCAGCAGUUCAUGCCCUCUCCCGAAGUCCACGCUGCGAUGACGCUGCUUUUCGAGAAAGAGCAGGAAAUUUUGAGCCUUGUUUAUAACUCCCGACCUUUGCCGAAAAAGGAGUCCCAGGUUAGCGCAGAUAUGUUCUUCAUCAAGAACAUCCUGGUGCCACCGAACAAGUUCCGUCCCGCGGCACCGCAAGGGCCCGGUCAGAUCAUGGAGGCUCAGCAGAACCAGUCCUUCACAGCGAUCUUGAAGAACUGCGACAUCAUCAACCAGAUCAGCAAGGAGAGACAGAGCGCAGGCGCCGACUCUACUACGCGCGUGCGGGACUACCGUGAUCUCCUUCACUCGAUCGUCACCCUCCAGGAUACCGUCAACAUGCUAAUCGACCGUGACCGUGGUAACCUCAGCGGACCCGCCGCCGCCGCCGCUCCGAUGGGCAUCAAGCAGUACCUCGAAAAGAAGGAGGGUCUAUUCCGAAAGAACAUGAUGGGAAAGCGUGUCAACUUUGCUGCUCGAAGUGUUAUCUCGCCCGACCCUAACAUUGAGACCAACGAAAUUGGUGUCCCUAUGGUGUUCGCGAAGAAGUUGACCUACCCAGAGCCGGUGACGAACCAUAACUUUUGGGAGAUGAAGCAGGCAGUCAUCAAUGGUCCUGACAAAUACCCUGGUGCUUCGGCUAUUGAGAACGAAUUUGGCCAAGUCACCAACCUCCGGUUCAAGAGUCUGGAUGAGCGGACGGCGUUGGCAAACCAGCUGCUCGCCCCGUCAAAUUGGCGCAUGAAAGGAUCGCGUAACAAGAAGGUUUACCGCCAUCUCACCACCGGUGAUAUCGUCUUGAUGAACCGUCAGCCUACACUCCACAAGCCAUCCAUCAUGGGUCACAAAGCUCGUGUUCUUCCCAACGAAAGAACUAUUCGCAUGCACUACGCCAACUGCAAUACCUACAACGCAGAUUUCGAUGGUGAUGAGAUGAACAUGCAUUUCCCUCAGAACGAGCUCGCUCGUUCGGAGGCUAUGAUGCUUGCGGAUGCAGACCAUCAGUACCUUGUCGCAACAUCCGGAAAACCCCUGAGAGGUCUGAUUCAGGAUCACAUCUCCAUGGGAACCUGGUUCACCUGCCGUGACAGCUUCUUCGAUGAGGAAGAAUACUACCAGCUGUUGUACAGCUGCUUGAGGCCCGAGAACUCCCACACAAUUACUGAUCGGAUCCAGACUGUGGGCCCAACGGUGAUCCGGCCUAAGCGUCUCUGGACUGGUAAGCAGAUUAUCUCGACUAUCCUCAAGAACAUCAUGCCUUCCGACAGGGCUGGUCUCAACCUGAAGAGCAAGUCUUCGACCCCUGGAGACCGUUGGGGCGAGGGUAACGAGGAAGGUGAAGUUAUUUUCAAGGAUGGAGAGAUGCUUUGUGGUAUUCUCGACAAGAAGCAAAUUGGUCCCACAGCUGGUGGUUUGAUUGAUGCCAUCCAUGAGAUCUAUGGACAUACCAUUGCUGGUCGGCUGAUCAGUAUUCUCGGUCGUCUUCUGACGAGAUACCUGAACAUGCGUGCCUUUACUUGUGGUAUCGACGAUCUUCGACUGACCCCGGAGGGCGACCGCGUUCGUAAAGAAAAGAUUAGCGAAGCUGCUGCCAUUGGUCGGGAGGUUGCACUGAAGUAUGUCACUCUCGACCAGACUACUGUGCCCGACCAAGAUGCCGAGCUGCGGCGACGUAUGGAGGAGGUUCUCCGAGACGAUGAGAAGCAGGGCGGCCUUGAUAGUGUUUCGAACGCUCGCACCGCGAAGCUCUCGACCGAGAUCACCAAGGCCUGUCUUCCGAAGGGUCUGGUUAAGCCCUUCCCGUGGAACCAGAUGCAGUCUAUGACAAUCUCCGGAGCUAAGGGUUCGAGCGUCAAUGCCAACCUGAUUUCCUGCAACCUGGGUCAACAGGUUUUGGAAGGUCGCCGUGUACCCGUCAUGGUUAGCGGUAAGACUCUGCCAUCUUUCAGAGCAUUUGACACGAAUCCUAUGGCUGGUGGUUACGUCUGUGGUCGUUUCUUGACUGGUAUCAAGCCCCAGGAAUACUACUUCCACGCCAUGGCUGGUCGUGAAGGUUUGAUUGAUACUGCUGUCAAGACCUCUAGAUCCGGAUACUUGCAGCGUUGUUUGAUCAAGGGUAUGGAAGGCUUGAAGGCAGAGUACGACAGCUCUGUUCGUGAAGCCACUGAUGGCUCGAUCGUCCAGUUCUUGUAUGGUGAGGAUGGUCUGGAUAUUACCAAACAGGUCCACCUGAAGGAUUUCGAUUUCCUGGCAUCGAACUACGUGUCUAUCAUGUCUCAGGUCAACCUGACCAGCGACUUCCACAACUUGGAGAAGGAGGAGGUCGCGAACUGGCAUAAGGAUGCCAUGAAGAAGGUGCGCAAGACAGGAAAGGUCGAAGCCAUGGAUCCUGUCCUUUCUCUCUACCACCCCGGAGGUAACUUGGGAAGUAUCUCGGAGAAUUUCUCGCAAGCUCUUAAGAAGUACGAGGAUGCCAACCCGGACAAGCUUCUUAAGGACAAGAAGAAGGACGUGAACGGUAUCAUCAGCAAGAAGGCAUUCAACACUCUCAUGAACAUGAAGUACAUGAAGUCUGUCGUCGAGCCUGGUGAGGCCAUCGGUAUCGUUGCCGGUCAGUCUAUUGGUGAACCGUCCACCCAGAUGACCUUGAACACCUUCCACUUGGCUGGUCACUCGGCGAAGAACGUGACGCUGGGUAUUCCCCGUCUGCGUGAAAUCGUUAUGACUGCUAGUGCCCAUAUCAUGACCCCUACGAUGACCUUGAUCUUGAACGACGAGCUGUCUAAGGAGCACUCCGAAAGAUUUGCCAAGGCUAUCAGCAAGCUCAGCAUCGCGGAGGUUGUCGACAAGGUCCAAGUUAGAGAGCGUGUCUCCUCAGGCAGUGUCAAGGCUAAGGUUUACGACAUUGAUAUCACUUUCUUCCCUGCUGACGAGUACACCGCUGAAUACGCCAUCACGACGAAGGAUGUGCAGAACACACUGCAGAAGAAGCUCAUUCCUAAGCUUGUCAAACUCACUAAGGCUGAACUCAAGAAGCGUGUCGAUGAGAAGACCCUGAAGAAGUACUCCACUGCUCAGCCUGAGAUUGGUGCUUCCGUUGGCACCGUACAGGACGGACCCCGCGGCGCCGAUGCCGACGCAGAGCCGGCUGACGACGACGUUGAAGACGACGAGGACGACGCCAAGCGUGCACGGGGCACUCAGAACCGGUCCAACCAGGUCUCUUACGAAGGCCCGGAGGACGAGGAGGUGGACAUGGUCCGACAGCAGGAUGCUGAAGAAGACGAUGACGACGACGAGGAGGGUAACGCCGGCGAAAAGCGUGAUGUCGAGAUGGACGAUGCUUCUGAUGAAGAGUCGGAGGGCGAGACAAAGGACACCAAGCUGCGCGAAGAAGAUAUCAAGAACCAAUACCAGGAAGUCACGCAGUUCAAGUUCAACCCUCGCGACGGAGGAUCCUGCACUAUCCAGCUGCAGUACGACAUCGACACUCCCAAGCUCCUGCUUCUGCCCCUGGUGGAGGAUGCUUGCCGCAACGCAGUCAUCCAGUCCAUCCCUGGCCUUGGCAACUGCACAUUCGUCGAAGCCGACCCGAUCAAGGGUGAACCUGCCCACGUCAUCACUGAUGGUGUCAACCUGCUUGCCAUGCGCGACUACCAAGACAUCAUCAAGCCUCACUCCCUCUACACCAACUCCAUCCACGACAUGCUCAACCUCUACGGUGUCGAAGCCGCCCGUGCCUCGAUCGUCAAGGAAAUGUCCGACGUUUUCCAGGGUCACAGUAUCUCCGUCGAUAACCGUCAUCUGAACCUGAUCGGUGACGUGAUGACCCAGUCUGGUGGCUUCCGCCCCUUCAACCGUAACGGUCUUGUCAAGGACGGCUCAUCCCCUCUGGCCAAGAUGAGUUUCGAAACCACCGUCGGUUACCUCAAGGAGGCCGUCGUUGAGAGAGACUUCGAUAACCUCAAGAGUCCCAGUGCCAGAAUCGUCGUUGGUCGCACCGGAACCGUCGGUACCGGUGCCUUCGAUGUCCUUGCUCCUGUGGCGUAA